UAAUAUUGUUUUCGAUGGGGCUGAAACUUAACAUAACAUCGUUUUCAUCAAAACAAAUAUCAAUAUUGGUUUCUUUUUUAAUAUAAGUCUGCAACUUAGUCCAGAAAAUGUUUACCCUGGGACAUAACCAAAACAAAUGCUGAAUAGUUUCAGGGCUACUGUCACAAAAAACACAUUUGUCAUCUAUAUUAAUUUUAAAACGCUGGGUAACAAGAGUCUUAACUGGGUAAAUUCAAUGAAUUAUUUGUAUGAAACCUCCUUAACCUUAUUGGUUAUACAAUAUUUAUUGGGCAUCAUCCACAUUUUUCUCCAAUCAAUGCGUUUUCCAAAUGAGGAAUUCCAAUAUAUUGUAACCGCAAGUAAAUUAUCAUUUUUCAACAGGGUUAAUAUUUCCCCAGAAAUCGCGUUAAUUACAGUGAAAUACUGAUCAAAAGUAAUAUAAAUAUUGUAUCUAUUAACAAACUCGGUGUAACUGUAUAUUUCACCAUUAGCUUUGAUUAAUUGUUUAAUCCAAACUAUACCAUUCUUUACCCAAUUUUCAAAAAAUAAGGUUUUAUUUCUAACUUUUAUAUAUCUAUUGUUCCAAAUAGUAAAUCCAUGAGGGGUAAAAUUGUGUUUAUACAUAAGUGACCACGUUAGAGGUACUACUUUCUCGAACACCUCGCUGUUCCCGAAAUCACCGACACUUCGGGUCUUUCCUUCGCCCGGCCCCUGCGCGGAUGACGCCACGGGGUGGGUUUUCCGAAUGCCAUGCGCGUUGCGUCACGGGUCGGGGCUUUCCUCUGUGACGUCAGCGCGAGAAAGCGAAAGGGUGCGAGCAGUGCCGAGCUGUGUCUGGCGGUGGGCAGGCAAGGGGCUCAGCCCGCACAGUUAGCGAAGGGCUAUUCGGUCACUUGUGAGUUCACUCUUGAGACGUCCCCGCCAGCGAGAGGAGGAGGGGAAUUUGCUCUAGAGGGAGCGAGCUGAAGGACGAUACAGCGCCCGGGGCCGGUUGGUUUGGUCUGCGCCCUGCCGAGCCGAGGGAGGGAACAGCGCCUCUCCGAGAAGCAGCCUCCCAUUUCACCCGGGGACAGAGAGUGACAGAGCGAAAGGUGUGACAGAGGGAGAAGAGCCAGAGUUAGACGGCAGAACCGCGGAAGAGAGAGAACAAAAGAAAAAGAGAAAAGGAAACGUGGAGGACAGAGAGAAGAGAACGCAGCAGAAAAGCAGACGAGGAGGAGGAGGAAGUUUUAUCGGGGCUGCAGUGUGGACGGUUCAGCCUCCUGUCCUGCUGUGGCUGGUUGGUGAGCGAGAGAGGAGGCGCUUCCUGGAUCAGUGCCUCUCCGUGUGUCUGGUCUCCUGGCCGGGGGAGAGGGCUGUCCUGUCUGAGUGCUGCUGAUCGAGCCUGCGUCGCCGAGACAGAGCCCAGCCUGCCCUCUGGUGUCGGGGCACCAGAUCGCGCCACAGGAAGAGGGUGGGCCGCGCGCCGUGAUGGGCUCUGAGAGAGACUCGCAGUCUCCCCACUCCUCGGUCAGCGGAGUUCCCAACCCCAAGUGCCGGAGCGCUGGCAGACAGAGGCGGCGGAUCUCCUUCCAGAGCCUGUUCCACAGCAAGCGGGCCUCGCGGGCCAAGAGCGGCGCCAGCACUGGUGCCACUCCGGCUGGCGCCCCGCCGCCACCUCCGCAGCUGCUGCCCCCUGCGCACCCGCAGCCCGGCCCGGCCCGAUCACCUGACUCGCCUCAGCUGCCCUCCGGCUCGGAUGGGGUCCUGUCAGGCAGCCGCAGCUCCCUGGGCUCGGCAGCGGCGGCGGCAGCGGGGCCGGAGCCGCCUGAGCCGAGCCCCAGCCUGCUGGAGUGCCCGCUGUGCCUGGUGCGGCAGCCGGCGGAGCAGGUGCCCGAGAUCCUGGGCUGCAGCCACCGGUCCUGCCUGCCCUGCCUGCGGCAGUACCUGCGCAUCGAGAUCUCGGAGAGCCGUGUGCAGCUGUCCUGCCCCGAGUGCGCCGAGCGCCUGUCCCCCCGCCAGGUGGGACUCAUCCUGGACGACGCCGCCCUGCUGGCCAAGUACGAGGAGUUCCUCCUGCGCCGCUGCCUGGCGGCCGACCCGGACUGCCGCUGGUGCCCAGCUCCUGACUGCAGCUAUGCUGUGAUUGCUUAUGGCUGUGCCAGCUGCCCCAAGCUCUCCUGCCAGCGGGAAGGCUGUGGGGCCGAGUUCUGCUACCACUGCAAGCAGGUGUGGCACCCCAAUCAGACCUGCGAUUCUGCACGCCAGGAGAGGGCGCUGCGGCUGCCAGGGCAGAGCGGACACUCCCCGGGCCUGAGCUACGGCCAGGAGCAAGGAACAGCUGAUGACAUCAAGCCCUGCCCGCGCUGUGGUGCUUACAUCAUCAAGAUGAACGACGGGAGCUGCAAUCACAUGACCUGCGCGGUGUGUGGCUGCGAGUUCUGCUGGCUGUGCAUGAAGGAGAUCUCGGACCUGCACUACCUCAGCCCCUCAGGCUGCACCUUCUGGGGCAAGAAGCCCUGGAGCCGGAAGAAGAAGAUCGUCUGGCAGCUGGGCACCCUGAUCGGCGCGCCGGUGGGCAUCACGCUGAUCGCAGGCAUCGCCGUGCCUGCCAUGCUCAUCGGCAUCCCUGUCUACGUGGGCCGCAAGAUCCACAGCCACUACGAGGGGAAGAGGGUCUCCAAGCACAGGCGAAACCUGGCCAUCUCCGGGGGCGUGGCCCUGUCCGUCCUCACCGCCCCGGUCAUCGCCGCAGUCAGCGUGGGUAUUGGCGUGCCCAUCAUGCUGGCCUAUGUGUAUGGCGUGGUGCCCAUCUCGCUGUGCCGGGGGGGCGGCUGUGGCGUCAGCAGGUCCAAGGGGCGAGGUGUCAAGAUCGACUUUGACGAGGACGAUGGACCGAUCACAGUGGCGGACGCCUGGAGGGCGCUGAAGAGCCCCAGUCUCGGUGAGAGCAGUCUGGAGGGGGUGACCAGUGGCCUCAGCACCACCAGCCCCAGCGAAGGGGUAACCCCAGGGGCCUUGGGUGACGCCCCCUGCUUCAACACGCUGGCUGGGGGGGCGCUCAGCACUGGCACGGGCAAAUACAGCAGGCUGGAGGUCCAGGCUGCAGACCUGGCGAAGGAGGCGUUGUCGCGGGACACGGGCAGCCUGGGCGCGGCGAGCGACUGCGCCAGCACGCGUGGCAUGGCUGGGUCCAUCAUCUCCGCCUACAGCCCCCACGAGCGGGAGGGUACUAACCUGGAGAUACAGGUGGACAUCGAGACCAAGCCGAGUCACAUCCGCCUCUCGAGUGGGGGCAGCGAGGAGGACCUGCUCCCCGCCCCUGUGUCGGUCGUCACGGUGCCCGCGCAGGGGGAGGAGCCCCAAGACUGCAGCUCCCGCAGGGGCGGGGCGUUGCUAGGGGGAGGGGCCUCCCUGUCUCCGGGGGAGUCCCCGGGGGAGAUCGCCCUGCGCUCCCGGACUUGUGGCGACGUCACUCUGGCCCAGCCGGAGAGCAUCCGCAGCGACCUGGAGACCUCGGACACGCAGUCGGACGACAUCGCCGAGCUGACCUCCGACGACUGCGACUCGCCGCGCCCCCGUGCCUGCCCCCCCCCUCAGCACACGUGCCGUGGACUGCACCCCCCCGCGGAUGGCCAGCAUUGCCAUGACAACGUCAUGCUGUACGUGUGAGUGGAGGGGGCGCUUCCUGUCGCGAUGUUAUUCCUCGUGCCCGUCUCUGCCGCUGUGACUGUGAGCAGGGCUGCUGUGCUGCUGGUCCUCUCCGUGCUGGGCUGAGAGUCUGCCUGUUGCUCGUGGGGAGGGGAGGGGUGGGGCUGGGGGAGGAGGGGUGGAGCCGUGGGUGGUGGGGGAGGGGCUGGGGGGGCGAGGCCAGGGAUUCCUGCUGCUGAACUGGUUUCCCUUUGGCUUGUUUACUGUGAGCCAGCAGGCUGUCAUGCACAUUAAUUAGCAUGGCUGCGCUCACAGCUGUGCUGCUACCACUGCUGCCGGUCUCGGGGCUGAACUGCCCCCGACCCGACCCGACCCGCUGCCUGUGCCUCCGAGGGGCGGGGGAGAGACAGUGGAAGCGGUCAGGCUGCCAGUCCUCCCCUGGCCUCUGCAGGAAUAAGACCAGAGCACCCCAGUCACCGCAAGCAGCUUGGACACCCUGCUUCGCAGCCAGGAAACCUGGGGCUCAAACCAGCGAAUACCUGAUGCUUACAGGAGCGUCUGCAGAGGGAGGGGAGUGCCCUAUGUCCUGGGAGGGUUGUUAUGGGCGUGGUCUGCAGGUGGUGGGAGGGGCACUACUUCCGUGCAAAAGGCGAGCGGCUUGUUCUUCUGUCUCGGACUUCCGUCAAGCCUUUUUUUUUUAAGCAUAUGUCUGUAAUGAUGCACUAAGCUUAUUUUUCAAGAUGAUUCUGGGAGGUUGUGUGAAAGUGUUCGUGAGCAGUCUGUGCUUUGCUGCCCUAACAGUGAAGCAGCGGACUGGGUUGCAGAAGAGAAACCGGACCAUCGUUUCUCAAAGCAGCUGUGAGCGCUCUUUGGUGGUAGCUGUGGAGUUUGAGCGACCGCACUCGAAAGCAGGAGCAGCCCGUGCUUGAGUGCUGCUGACCUGCGUUUAGCUCUGGUGUGGGUUUGAGUUUGUGUGCUGGUCUGGUUCUUGCUGGCGGUGGCAUUUCUCUCAAGCACAUCUGAAGUCCAGCGCUUUGUUUUUACCAAACUCACGUGUCUCAGUGUAAAGGUCACAUGACCUUCAGCCAUGUUUGGCGUGAUUCGCAGCUGGUUUGUAUACAAGGCGCAUUCAUGUUUGCACACAUGUACUUUAUUUAAAUGAAGUUCACGUGGCAGGCUCUGCACGGAGAGCUUGCUCUCUCACGGCCCGAGGCUGUGGUUCGGAACCGAGGCCUGGGUUCCAGCUCCAGGCCCGAACCGGCCAAUGAAAAAAGGGUGGAGCACUGGGGAUUCCCCCUCCGGUACCCUCUGCGCGCACACGCCCGCUGGUCUGAGUGACUGGCUGCGGCUACAUGAAUGUAUUCUCUCGGAGCUCUUUGGGAACAAGCUCUUACUGACUGGGGGGUAGACGUGACCAGUGUAUAGAUGUAUAUGUAUAACCUAUGGCACUUUUUGUAGCCCUGCGCUUUGGGAUGUGCUGGGCUUGUGUGCAAGGUGCAGCCUACAGGGCUGGAAAUAAACACUGCUCUCUCUUGAA
Lepisosteus oculatus (spotted gar) is the source of this 5167-nucleotide messenger RNA. It is a transcript of the gene rnf19b, whose product is annotated as ring finger protein 19B. NCBI's taxonomy places the organism in Eukaryota, Metazoa, Chordata, Actinopteri, Semionotiformes, Lepisosteidae. Gene Ontology annotation, cellular component: ubiquitin ligase complex; cytoplasm. Gene Ontology annotation, biological process: positive regulation of proteasomal ubiquitin-dependent protein catabolic process; protein polyubiquitination; ubiquitin-dependent protein catabolic process. Gene Ontology annotation, molecular function: ubiquitin conjugating enzyme binding; zinc ion binding; ubiquitin protein ligase activity. The record is from RefSeq and is a predicted model, not a curated record.